Messenger RNA from Lobosporangium transversale, 4297 nucleotides. Its product is annotated as SacI homology domain-domain-containing protein. NCBI's taxonomy places the organism in Eukaryota, Fungi, Mortierellomycota, Mortierellomycetes, Mortierellales, Mortierellaceae. The record is from RefSeq and is a predicted model, not a curated record. Gene Ontology annotation, molecular function: phosphatidylinositol-4,5-bisphosphate 5-phosphatase activity; phosphatidylinositol-3,5-bisphosphate 5-phosphatase activity. Gene Ontology annotation, cellular component: cytoplasm; membrane. The transcript has 18 exons. Bases 25 to 4257 code for a protein of 1410 amino acids. Gene Ontology annotation, biological process: phosphatidylinositol dephosphorylation.
CUCGUAACAUUUAUUGGCUUCAUCAUGCAAUCCGAAGUCUUUUUGUCGACUGAUGAUUCAAGCGAACACACCAUUGCGCUCAGGCCUUGCACAACCAACCGCUUCGAUUCGGACACAGAGCAUCACCAUGUCUUGUAUCUUUCACCAUGUAGCCAAACUGCCAUUUCCAAUGGCUUGACACAGGUUUCUGUUAGACUAGAACCUGCAGCAAGUUUUCAAACUAGUCGCUUUCGCAAACUUCAUAAUAGACCCAUCUAUGGAUGCUUAGGCUUGAUGUACCAUGCAAAAGACACUUUUAUCGCUCUGGUUACUGGAUGUACAAAGGUGGGCGAUAUUCGACUAGGCGAAUCAGUUUAUAGAAUCAUUGCGGUCAAGUUUUUUUCACUCACAGGAAGCACACCAGAUGAAGAUAUGAUCCCUGCACCCUUCGACUCAACCACUACUUACGAAAACGAAGAACCAAAUAUGCUGCCACACCCCUGCCGUGAGCUUGAGAAGGUCCUCUGUAAUGGUGCCUUCUUCUUUUCGCCCCAGUUUGAUCUCACACGUUCUGUUCAGACUAGGGCUACCAAAUUACAGAAUCAUCUCAAUGUCCAAUCAACUAUCAAUUACGAUGAGCAAUUUCUAUGGAAUAGCUUCAUGCUUAAAGAACUUUUAACAUUUCGCUCACGUCUGAAUGAACAAGAGCGUCAGGAGCUGGACUCUGGAGGGCUCUUGGUUCCUAUCAUUCAAGGAUAUGUCGGAUCCCAAUCAUUCAGAACAGUCGGAACUCAGGGUCAGAUCUCAGUUAUCUCAAGACUUAGCUCAAAACGAGCAGGCACUCGCUAUAACACACGGGGAAUAGACGAUAAUGGAAAUGUAGCCAAUUUUGUAGAGACAGAGACAAUCAUCUCCAAUAACGAGUGGUGUUUUUCAUAUACUCAGGUCAGAGGGAGCGUUCCAGUCUUUUGGGAACAACAGGGGCUACAACUCACGAGCCACAAAAUCCAACUCUCCAGAGGAACUGAAGCUACUAAGCCUGCUGUCCGACGGCAUUUUGAGGAACUUAUUCAAAAAUAUGAGGAUGUGCACAUCCUAGAUUUGCUGGGUUGUAAAGAUCAAGGAGAAGUUACGCUUUCCCAAGAAUACAAAACCCAAGUGGAGGGUUUAGGUCCUCUUCUGAAACAUAUUCAUAUGACACGGUUUGACUACCAUUCUCAAGUUAGAGGAGGCAAUUACGAUCAAAUCUCGGCAUUGUUAAACCAUAUUCGUGGCGACUCAGAACGCUAUGGAUACUUUUAUCAUGAUUUAAUAUCCAACACGAUCAUUCAACCUCAACGAGGCAUCUUUCGAACCAGCUGCCUGGAUUGCUUGGAUCGCACAAAUGUUAUCCAAAACAAUCUGUCAAAAGAAGCAGUGGAGCAUUUUCUCUACAAUCUGCUUCCGCAGGAUAGUCGAUUCGCCAGUCUGAUGAUGAUGCACUCCGAGCUUUGGGUGGACAAUGGGGAUUUGCUGUCCAAGAUCUAUACUGGAACAGGCGCACUGAAGUCAGAGGUCACGCGGACUGGUAAAAUGUCAUUUGCCAGUAUUCUUGGAGACGCUACUAAAUCGCUCAACCGUUUUGUCAUCAACAACUUUCAGGACAAGGACCGGCAAGAAGUUAUUGAUCUGCUCUUGGGCAAAAUGUCGUAUCAAAGCCCUGUAGCAAUCCAUGACCCUGUACACGAUUCAAUCAAGUCCGAGGUGAAUGCGCGCCUUAACGAAUAUUCUCAAAAGGUUCAAAUCGAUGUCUUUGUUGGAACUUAUAACCUUAAUGGAAAGCUUCCUUCAGGCGAGUCGCUCGCAGACUGGCUCUGCUUUGAUAAAGAUGUAUCUGAGCCAGACAUGUAUGUUAUUGGAUUCCAAGAGAUCGUAAAGCUCACAGCGAGGCAGAUCGCAGCUACAGAUGAGAAUAAGCGACGGAUCUGGGAGCAAGAAGUUGAAAAGACCAUCAACAACAGAGGAGGACCGCGAUACAUCCAACUUCGAUCUGUGCAACUCGUUGGCGCGGCAUUAAUGAUAUAUGUCAAAGAACAAAACGUAGCGCAUAUUCGAAACGUGGAGUGCGUUAUGAAGAAGACGGGGUUGAGAGGUAUGGCGGGAAAUAAAGGAGCUGUCGCUAUACGUAUGGAUUACUGGGAAACCUCUCUUUGCCUAGUUACCGCACACUUAGCUUCAGGACAAGAUAAUCUGCAGGAGCGGAAUGAUGAUUUUCAAACAAUUGACAGUGGUAUCAUGUUUGCUAGAGGCCGUAAUAUUUCAAGCCAUGACAUUAUCCUAUGGUGCGGUGAUUUUAACUACCGGGUUGACAUGGAAAAUGAUCAGAUCCGUGCACUGGUCAGUCAAGGCAAUUACUUUGAAAUCUUUAGAUGUGAUCAGCUAAAGCGCUCUAUUGAUUACGGGGAAGCAUUCUAUGGAUACAAAGAAGGGAUAAUUGCCUUUGCCCCUACUUAUCGCUACGAUAUUGGGACUGAUAACUACGAUACCAGUGAGAAAUACCGUGCGCCUGCGUGGACGGACCGUAUCCUUUACCGAGGUAGAGGCAUCUAUCAAACGAGCUACGAACGAGCUGAACUCAAGACAUCUGAUCACCGGCCUGUCAUGUCAAUGUUUGUUCUAGACCUGACGAUGCUAGACGCAGAGGCAAAAGAGAAGAUGGAAGAAACACUGUAUCGUAAAAACAGUAGCCAGCUACUUAUUAAUGGUGUUUCAAAUUCUGGAUCGAAUGCUAGCUUGUACUUUAAAGGACUAGAGUCGUCCUCGGAACGGUCACGAACUGUCUCGCUAGCAGACUCCACCCAAAGUUCAUAUGUGCCCAAACCCAGUUCUGAUUCGCACCAAUGGUGGAACGACCCUAUGGAGGAGGGAGUCAAGCGUAUCCCCUCUAGCCGCAAGAAUCCAUUUGAAGAUGACCAAACGAUCAGAGAGGAUGGGAAGUUUAGUUCUCAGCGCGCAGCGUUCUUAAAGCCAAUGACACUGGCACCAUCCGGCAAAAAACCGACUCUAGAUCUCUUGGGAGAUCUAGAAAAUGACAAUCUAAGCGAAAAGCUGCAGCGGCCUUUGACGAAUCUUAGCUACGCUAAUCCGCUAGGAAGGACGAGGGAGCUCGGCGAGAAGAUGACCCAACAAUCCUCCCAAUCAUCACUUUUGACCUCGUCUCUCAAUAAACGUGACGCACCUCCUCCACCUACCAAACGCAAAAUUGGUGUUCCUCCUACAACUCUACCAGCCUCACAGAUAAUCCAUAAGGGAGGGAUUCAUCGAAGACCAGCGCCACCUCCACCACAGCGUAAAAAGCUUGCAGCAGAUGAUGAUGAUGAUGAUGAUGAUGAUGAUGAUGACGAUGAUGAUGAUGAUGAUAACAGUGGCAACCAUGAUGCCAAGGCUAAGUCAUUUUUAGAUGCUGGUUUUAGCUCAUCUGCGAAGGCCGCGCUAAAACUGCCUUUGGAUACAAUGGGACAAGAGACAUUAGUAAAGCCUUCGCAAAUCAAAACGAAAACUCAGGCCGGAAGUGCGCCAGUAUCUAACAAUGUGAAUGGUGGAUAUAACUCCAGUGGAACAGGAGCGAACCCUGAUCAAAGUUUUCCUCGAAGCGGCAGUGUUCUUCAACGUACGAAGGAAUUCAAUGAUCUGGGUGAUAUCUCAACAACCACUAAACUUUUAACAAAAGCCCCUUCCUCAAUGUCACCAAAGCGGGCUGUGAGUAUUACAGAUCCUGUAGUUGGUGUGCAUGCAAAGUCAACUAGUGUGCCUGUGAGCGUAUCUACAUCUUUGUCUGCUGUAGGUAACAACAAAACUAGGGCCGCGGUGCUUCAAGGAAAAGAUAGUCAGGGCACAAGUAGUAUUGGCAACAAUAGCAGUAGUGUGGCCACGGCGCCUGUCAUCCAAAAGGUGAAGCCACUUGUAUUUUCGAGAGAUGGUGUAUCAUCAUCAAGCAAAGUUGCCGAUUCUGGCUUCACAAAUCCCAGCAUCAAUGGGGUCAAGAUGGGAGGGUUGGGCGCAGCACUUCCAACAGCUACAGAAAAGGAGAAUGUAACUGAAGCAAAGGAUAUUAGACCAGCCAGCGGAUCCGUGAAGCAGGCAAUUGUGGUACUUAAAGCAAGCACUGUAAGUAGUGAUUCGCCAAGCGGAGACGGCCUCGGUUUUGAGAUAAAUCAAACUCUAGAUAACCAAGUGGACGAUGAAGAUUCAAAGGUGGAUGCUUUUGCUUUUUGGAAAGCAAAUGCAGGUAAAUUAUAGUAAAUAGACGCUCAUUAAAAAAAAAUAAUAAAGAAAAAAG